AUGGAUCCACUACUGCUGCACCUCUUCUUCAUCGUCACUCUACUCUUCACCUGCGGUGAUGCGGCUCCUACGAGCUCGGCUGCUCCUGCAGUCACUAUUGAUUCUGGAGUCGUGGUCGGCGUUGCAACAUCACCUGCAGGAUCUUCUGCUACGGUGAACAAAUAUCUAGGAAUUCCAUUUGCAGCUUCUCCCACUCGCUUUGCUCCAGCCGUCAAGCCGACGCCAUGGAAAUCGCCUCUUCAUGCCACCAAGUACGGUCCCGCAUGUAUUCAACAAUUUAAUUAUCCUGAGGUUGCGCGGAACAGAUCGAUCGCAUGGUUCAAUACGCCUCCUCCGCCAGCCGGAGAGAGCGAGGAUUGUCUAAACUUGAAUGUCUACGUCCCUGGAACGCCGGGAAGGAAUAAGACUGUCAUGGCUUGGAUUUAUGGUGGCAGCCUGCGAAUAGGGGCAAAUUCCCUCCCUGCGUACGAUGGUACGUCGUUCGCCGCGAAUCAAGAUGUUAUUGUUGUAUCGUUGAAUUACCGUACGAAUGUCUUUGGGUUCCCGAACUCCCCAGAACUACCCCUGACGAAACGAAACUUAGGAUUUCUCGACCAAAGAUUUGCUCUUAAUUGGAUUCAGAGAAAUAUUGCAGCAUUCGGCGGCGACCCAAAGAAGGUGACUAUCUUCGGUGAAAGCGCUGGAGGUGGAAGUGUUGACGUUCUCGUCACAACCUACCCUGAAAACCCACCAUUCCGCGCGGCUAUCAUAGAGUCGGGCCAAGCGACAUCCUACGUGAAUACGACCAACGCACCAACGGGUUGGCUGGCCUUAGCUGCUGCAUUAAACUGCACAACUACUCACCCACAUUCGAAUCUGACCUGCCUACGAAACCAAACAGCCUCCACUCUGAAAUACACCAUCGAGCAUUUGGCACUCCCAUUCCGCCCGGUCACAGACAAUGCGACGACUCUACGCUACCCCGAAGACGCUCGACUGAAUCAAUCGAUUGCCCCCGUACCGAUAUUAGCGGGCACGAAUGCCGACGAGGCUUCGCUGUUCGUGGUCGGACAGACCAAUGCCUCCGCAUAUGUUGAAUCGUUAUUCCCAAACCAACCUAAGCUCAACAACGCCAUCCUAGCAGCCUACCCUGCCUCAUCGGCCGAACAGGUCGUAGAGAUCGUCACCGACUUCACAUUCCAGUGUCCUGUGGGUAUAUUGACCAACGACAGCCGUACUGCUGGUUUUUCCACCUGGCGGUACUAUUACAACGCGACCUUCCCGAACGUCAACCUUACUGGACUCCCUGACGCGGGCGUCUUCCACAGCAGUGAGAUCUCGAUUGUCUUUGGCACUUAUUCACGCACGAAUGCCACAGAAGAUGAAAGAGCGUUGAGUCAGUAUAUGCAGAACGUCUGGGCGACUUUUGCGAAGAAUCCGCAGGGAGGGCCGGGGUGGGAGAGUGUACCUGGCGUGGCAGCAUUAGGGAGCAAUGGCGUCCUGAAGACGAUGACUACCGCUGGAAAACUAGAUACCCGAUGUCCAUUGUACAGAGACGCUUAUGAGGCUGUGGGAAUUGCGCCUAAGAGCGACGGUUGA
Molecule: messenger RNA, 1578 nt
Organism: Rhinocladiella mackenziei CBS 650.93
Lineage: Eukaryota; Fungi; Ascomycota; Eurotiomycetes; Chaetothyriales; Herpotrichiellaceae
Exons: 5
Coding region: 1-1578 (525 amino acids)
Molecular function (GO): cholinesterase activity
Source: RefSeq, a predicted model, not a curated record